AUGAAUUCUGGAAGUUUCAGGGACCUGCGGCCUCUUACUCGUGGAAUCACGUUUGCCGGUCGGCCUUUAUCUUCUGCAAGCAGAAGUUUGUCUCGCCAUAGUUCUUCAUCAUCUGCGAGAUCUUCCCUGUUGUCUUCGGUCCUCUCUGUUCCUGAUCCCACUCUCACCAUUCAAGACAUAGAGCAAGUGUUAUUCCAAAGAGUUACUGAAAUUGAAGAAGAUUUAAAAAAUGCCUUCAUGACUUUGGACGUGGAUCAGAUGUUAUCUGUCACCAAGGGUCAACUGUACAGGGUCCUGAAGAACUUUGUCAUAGCCCUGACCCAGUCACAGUUUGAUGAACUGCUAACAAAGGUUCCUGUCAGUCCUAACGGCACCAUUCCAUACCUUGACUUUUUGGCCAGAUACCACCGGACCGGCAGCAGCAUGUCCCAGGUAAAGAGAAGAUGGAGCUGUUCACAGGCCCAUAAAGUAAUGACACUCAAUGAGCUUGAAGCCCAGCUGAAGCUAAUGAUAUCUAAGAAUCUGAAAAACAUUGUCAGGUCUUGUCGACUGUUUGAUUAUAACCAAAAUGGUCAAAUUCAAAAACAUGAACUCCGACGCGUCCUGGAAAACUACUGCUUCAAGAUGAAGAAUGUGGAGUAUGAAAAACUUUGGAACCAAUAUUGUAUAGGAAAGAGACACACUCUGGACUACAAAGAACUGCUGAGAAACCUGGGGAUUAGUACAGAGCAGCAAAGUAAACCAAUCCAAGAAAAUGUAGCCCAAGCAUUAAACUGGGAGGCCACUGAGAUGGUGCGAGAGAAGCAGAAGGAGUGGAGACUGCCUUCCUCACCUAGUACAUUUAAUGCAGAGGACUUCACCCUAGAAGAACUAGAAACAGCAUUUAGGAAAAAGAUCUCCUCCGCACACCCGGAUCUUUUGAGGGCUUUCAAAUCGUUUGACGUAGAUCAGACUGGAUGUGUCUCUCUGGAUGCCUUAAAGUCAGUCAUUAAUAACUUCAUCUUCCCGCUACCAGACCGAACAUUUCACGAGUUAAUGAGCAGGUUUAAAUUCAAUAUCACAGACACAGUCUGCUGGGAGCAAUUCCUUAAGAAAUUUCAAGGACCUGUCAGUAUUGAAAAUGGUCAGACUCUGCCAAUCAAGUCUAAUCACAGAGUCAGCCCUGUGAAAACAAGAGAUGAAAAUUUCUCUAAUGAUCACAUUCUUCAGAAACUUCACCAGCACUUCCAGGAAGCCUACCCCUCGCUAAAACAGGCCUUUCUCAUACUUGAUGAGGGACAGAAGGGCAAGGUGAGCAGGAAGGAGCUACGCCGUAUCGUCGACUGCAUGAUGUUCCGCAUCGCAGACGAGCAGUUCAAAGAGUUAAUGAUCAUCCUGGACCCGGCACACACCGGAUUCAUCAGCUACCACCAGUUCCUGGACCUGUUUGAAGAGAAGGAAUCUGUUACUGGUCACAAGUGGCUAAAUAAUACCAAGCACCCAGUAAAGGAUACAACCGUUGCAUUGUCUUUGGAGACGAUGGAACAUAUCCUAUGCAAUAAGAUCAAUGCGCACUUGAAGGAUGUCCUUAAAUCUGUCCUGUCACAUGACCCUAAAGGAUCGGGAAUCAUCCACCAGGAUCACCUGAAGAGAAUCCUUCAGAUAUACUGCCCGUCUUUGUCAGAUGACCACUAUAAUAUGAUUUGUGACCAGUAUGGGGUUAGUUCCUCUGAGGGCAUUUUCUACAUGGAGCUGCUGCACAAUAUUGGAAUCUCUGUCUCUUGCGCUGGUGACAUCAACGGUGUGAGUACUGACCUCCUAGACAGAAAUCAGUACCAGGAGGAACUAAGACAGUUCGAUCAUUGUGACAGAAUGAAGGGGAUUGAAAGCCAAGCAAGCAAUAUGGGGAAGAAAUUUACUGUGGACGAGGUGAUCGACAAGCUGAGACAAUGCAUGACAAAGAACGGAUUUACCAUCAAGGAAAGCUUUCUAGCCGGCAAUAGGCAGCCAGAUGGAAAAGUCUCCAAGAAAGAUUUCCGAAAGGUUCUGCAGGAUCACCAGCUGCAUUUGGAUGAAGAUCAGUUUAACGCUUUAACCAAAAAAUUGGGAUUUACAAAAGACGGUCUUAGUUAUCUGGAUUUUGUCUCAUUGUUUGAAGUCCCAUCAGGAAAUGGACCUGGAGAUAAGUUGCAUAGCAGCCCCAACCAUCGUGUUAACAACUCCAAGUUCCAUUAUAUGACAGCAGAGGAGUGUCUCAGCCAGUUCCCGAGCAAAUUAAGGGAAGGCUAUGGGGACACAUACACUGCUUUCUAUAAAAUGGACAGUAACCGAGAUGGCAUAUUGACAAUGCAUGACUUCCACCGUCUCCUGGACAGCUUCAUGUUCAUCAUCACCCAGAAGGAGUAUGAGCGUUUGCUGGGCCUGCUGGGUCUCAAUCUAACCUCCAAUCUGAAUUAUACGGCGUUCCUGGACCUACUACCAAGACAAGAAAGAGAGGGCUCUCCCCCCUGGCUAAACUCAUACAAUACGCUGAAACAAAGCCAAGACUGGGCAGAUUUGGCCUGCGAGCAAACUCAUUACUAUCUGGUGACAAAGGCACAAAGCAGAUGGCAUGACUUAGCGAAGACCUUCUGUGAAAUCGACAGUGAAGGAAACGGAAUUAUACAGAAGAAAGAUCUGAGGAAUGUUUUGUACAGAUAUUCGCUUCCUUUAACAUCUAGUGAAUUUGAAAAACUCUGGAGCAGGUAUGAUCCAGAAGCAAAGGGCCACCUCACCCACCAGGAAUUCCUCCAGAAAUUAGGAGUGAACUUUGCAUCUGGAGACAGCGGUCCAAGCAAACGUAUUUUAGAAGACAACCAUCAGGCCUUAGAGAAACAUUACAACUCACAGCAGAAGCACCACCAGGACAUGUAAGCCAUCCACAAUCAUCAGACCCGUGCUCUGAAUAUCAAAGAUAUUGAACAACAGGUCAAAGACAAGUUCAGAGAGUAUUAUCCUGACUUUGCUGCAGCCUUUGCUAGAAUAGACAAAAACAAGGAUGGACUUAUCUCUGUUCAGGACUUCCUAAGAAUGCUUCAGGAGCUGAACUUUGACCUCAGUGAUGAUCAGUUCCUCAAUCUCUUAUACAGGCUAAGGCUGAGAGCGAUAGACAGCAAGCUGUCUUAUUUCGACUUUUUAAGGAUGAUUGAUGAUGGAAGGGCUUCUAAGUAUGGACAAAGGCAAGAGCUGAUCGUGCCAACAGAGGACCUGCAGGCUCUCAGCCCACAGAAGAUCCUUGUUCGGCUGAAAGAAGCAGUAAAAACAUCAAAGGACAAGCUGUAUAAAGCAUUUUCUUCAUUUGACAAGGACGACACCGGAACAAUAAAGCCUUUUGAAUUACAUCGGAUCCUUGACAGUUUCUGUUUUAAGCUAACGGACAGGCAAUUCAUGUACCUACUGAGCAAGCUGUCGCUGAACGAGGACCGCACAAUAGACUGGAAGGACUUCCUACACAAUUUCUCCAUCUCCGAGCCUGUUUCCACCUGGGUGGACAGAGUGGAGAGAGCCACCAGGCUGAGAUCUGGUCAAGAACUGACAAUGAAGGACAUCUUCACACACAUCCAGGAAAUCGUCAAGGCGCGCUUUAACUCUAUCACUCAGGAGUUCCUAAACAUAGACUUUGCUGGCAUUUCCGUCAUUUCCAAGGAAGACUUCCAAGAGCUCUUCAAUAAGAAUUUCAUGUUGCUUACAGAUGACCAGUUUGAAAAUCUUUGGAGCAGCUUGCCCCUAAAUUCAUAUGGAAAUCUCAGAUAUCAUGAUUUCAUGAGGAAGUUCAGCUAUGACAUCCCAGAAACACCCUCACGGGAUCAAUUAACACGUAAUACAGAAUCGCCUUCCAAGACCGAGUCUUUAGCCACAAACAGCCGAGCUUCUGUGACCAGACGCCCUAAAACGGCACCAGCCAUUGCCAACAAACCUACUACUCCUGUACAGAGGCCACGUACCGCAGCCCCUCCUUCUACACCAAUCAUAAACUGUGAGCGGGUUGAGCGCACAUUGAAAAUAAAUCUUAGGAAAUGCUGGCAGGACAUGCAUAAGGCUUUCCGGGAAAAAGAUCCUGAAAAGCUGGGAGAAGUUUCUGCUUCUGAUUUCUCAGAUGUCAUGAAAAGAUUUAACAUGGACCUGCUGAAGGAAGACCUGGAGCAGUUAACUCUGAAAUAUGACUUAGGAAACAAUGGAAAAUUGUCAUACAUAGACUUCCUGCGCAAUGUCACACUUGAACCAAAGCAGCAAGGAUCAACUCUCCUGCAGAGGGUAAAACUGCAAAAGCCAAGGAUCCCGAUGAGCACAGGAUUACCUGGUGCCGCAGUCAUAGAUGCCAUACUUCGAAUCCAGCCAAAGAUAGUAGACAGCUGGAGACCAAUGAGGCGGACCUUUCGGGCUUAUGAUGAUACCAGGACAGGGUAUAUAAGCAUUCCGGAUUUCAAGCAGGUCCUACGGAAAUUUGGCAUCAACCUUUCUGAGGAAGAGUUCUUCCACAUUCUGGGUUACUUUGACAAAGAUUUCAAAUCCAAAGUCUCUUACAAUGACUUUCUCCGUGAGUUCCUGAGAUGAGAAAGUGAUAUGAUUUUGUGGCGAUGGCGUUUUGUAAUGCGUCCUCUUAUUUUAAUGCUUUGAUUAGAACAGGAAUAAAUAUAUUUACAUGACAGCAAAACUACAUUAACAUUGGCCACAGCUCAUAAACCGCAGACUGAUAAAUAACGUUCUGCAAAAUGAGCGCAGCUUCUGCGUUAAACUCUAAUGAAGAGUGUCUUCUUUCAUCAACCUAAUUACUUUAAUAAGACAAAAAUAACUAGGGCUCUUUAAAGUUUCCAAAUCCAAGAUGAAUGUCUCCAUGGUUAAAAAAAAUUGUAUACGCUUCCAGCACGCUUCCAUUGCAACACAUUGCGAAAAUAAAAAUUCUCCAUGUUCAUUAAUGGAUAUAUGAUGGUAAUUUUUAGUCAUCCGCCA
Molecule: messenger RNA, 4968 nt
Organism: Nanorana parkeri
Lineage: Eukaryota; Metazoa; Chordata; Amphibia; Anura; Dicroglossidae
Gene: EFCAB6
Product: EF-hand calcium binding domain 6
Exons: 30
Cellular component (GO): nucleoplasm
Molecular function (GO): calcium ion binding
Source: RefSeq, a predicted model, not a curated record